This is a messenger RNA of Hippocampus comes (tiger tail seahorse), 3012 nucleotides long. RefSeq names its product CUB domain containing protein 1a (gene cdcp1a). NCBI's taxonomy places the organism in Eukaryota, Metazoa, Chordata, Actinopteri, Syngnathiformes, Syngnathidae. The record is from RefSeq and is a predicted model, not a curated record. Bases 176 to 2617 code for a protein of 813 amino acids. The transcript is spliced from 9 exons.
UGCCAUACACGCUCGCAAACAAAUCCAGGAAGUAGAUACGGUGCGGUCUCAUCAACGAUCUACUGUUGCCGAACACUUUUUUUCCUACCCCCCACCCCCGACGAAGACAGAAUGGGGGCAGCGUGCUCAAAGGUUCAGUAAUUUCACUCUGGAACAAAGUGAUAGUACGUGUGAAAUGUUGGGCAGCAUGUCGCUCUUGAGAACUCCACUUUGUUUUCUCCUUUUUGUCUCCAGUUUGGCUUCAGGGUUCCGGUCAUUGACGUUCACCCCUGACCGAGGCACCACUGUCAACAUCAGCAGGCUAGCCAAAGGAUCAUUAUGCAAAGUGUGCUCUGUGGCGACGACACGCAAUUGUGAAGAGUCACUAUUGUUCGAAGGCGACAUCCCUGUCUCUCUGGAAUUCAAUUGCCCCCGACCUGAAAAUGAAUUCAGGGUGGAGAUAACACAAAAGAUUGAAUGUACCACAAAGGCAUGCGGUGAAGACCUCGUGCGGGCAGUUUCAGGCUUCGGUCCGUGGUUGGAUUUCCAUCGCAGGUUCACUUGGAACCUGAAAGCCUCGGGACCAAAGUCGGUCCAAGUGGAUUUCACCAAGGGAAUGAGACAAAUUCCUCCAUCUGAAAACUGCUCAGACAUGCAAACUUACACUUUAAAGGCCUUUCAGAAGACCGGGACUGUGCUCAUUGGCAAAUACUGCAGGACAGGCCCCAUCAGCGGUGCUCAGAUUCUAAACCAGGGUAGCUUCUCUCUGGACGUCCCACCAGGACUAGAAGUCCAAAGUGACUAUUUUGCCCUGUCUGGUGGGGAGGACAUCAAAUCUCUUGCCAAAAUCACGUUAGCGCUGCCACAAGGGACAUCUUCCUCUGAGUUGCUCUCUCCAAACUUCCCUGAGAGUUUUCCCGAUGACGACGUGAUGGAGUGGUACUUUGAGCUCACGGGUAAACAAAGUGCAGCGAUCCAGUUCCUUGACCUCACGGAGCCACGUUGUCUGAAGAAGGAAACUGCGGCCGAGUACCACAGCAAAGGCAGGCGGGCGCUGGUGAUGGGCCUGAGGGACACCCAGCCGGUCCAGAAUCAGGGAGACUUUUCUCUGAUUCUCAGGAAUUGUGAGAUGGACAGAAAGCGAACUGGUUCUCGUGGACUCUCCCUGAAACUCAAGGUGACAUCUUCAAAGAUCCGCUCACCAGUGCUCUGUAGCGUGGACCUGAAGAAAACAAGGGGCCUUUCUCUGCACGUGGAAAGGCUGAAGCCGGCCUCUGAAUGUGAAAUGAAGAUGAACUCUGUGAUCAUGGAGAAGAUCACUGUCCCAUCCGGAGGCGUUUCUCAACUGUCUUUUCAGGACUGUCUUCCUCAAGACAUCAACGUCACAGCCAGUGGAGUCAUUGGCUGCAGUCAACUUAAAAACUGCCCAAAGGGUCCAGUGCCUCUUAUGGUUCCUUCCUUGCCCAGCUGCCUCCCGUCCCCCCUGAACGCUGUGACCUGGGCCCUCCGCCCUCCUCCUCAUGGCACUGUGGAGCUCACCUGUUUACCUCUGCAGCAGUCCCUGCCGGGUCAACUGUGCGAUGACAAUGUCAUUGCCCUGACGGAGGAUGACGGCAUGACUAUAGGCCACUUCUGUCCUCAGGGGGCCAUUCAGAAGGUCCAAAUCCACACCAACGUAUCCGUCACCAUGAGAGGAUCGGGGGGCCGAGGGCUGAGAUCGUCCGUGAAGCCUUUGUUGAUGGCUAGUUUGAAAGAGGAGAUAGCAGAGAGAUACAUAUUCACAGUGUCCCCCAAAAGAGACACGAGACUCCUUUUGGCGACGCCCGGUUGGCCAGUAGGGAUGAAGUCCUACGCGACCGUCUCCUGGAUCAUCACGCUCCCCCCGAAGAUGGAGGCGCACUUAAAGUUCGUCAACCUCAGCCAGCCCAAGUGUGCCAACCGGCACACCAAUAUCCGGGUGCAGAGGUUCGACAAUCUGGAGGAGGACUACAGUCGCAGGGAAGACGAGGCGGCCGACGAGAUCAGCGUGUCUGAGAGUUUUUACCUCAACAUGUCCAACUGCAUGCCCGAGAGGGGAGACUUCAUGGUCAUCACCGAGCUAACCGUUCAGAAAAACCAACUAUUGAUCAUCGUCGUGAGCGUGGUCGCUGCCCUGGUGAUCCUUUUCCUCGCCGUGCUGGUGGUUGUCUGUUUCGUAAUUAAGAAGAAGAAAAAGAAGCUCAGUCAUGAGGUGUCCAUCUACAAUCCCAACGGCAGCAGUUUCAAGCCCGGGCACAACGGCUUCCCUAAAACCCGCGAAGACAACGAGUCCCAUGUAUACGAAUCCAUUGAGGACACGCUGGUCUACACCCACCUGCUGAGGAAGGGGGCGCAGAUGGGCAUCUACACAGACUCAGAUGCGUACGAGCCCUUCGCGGGGCCAACAGACUCUCAGGUGUCUACAGACGCAAACAACAUUCAGACGGGGGUCUACCAAGCGUAUCCGUUGCCCCCUCAGCAGGCACCCCCGCUUCCCAACAGGCCCCCUAGCCACAGCCACGACCUUGUUGACAAUGUGAUUUACCAGGCCCAGCCCCCCUUGGAUGAGCACAACACAGCUGCGAUGGGGGCACGGUUGGAGCCGGAGGGAGGCAACUAAUUGGAUUCAGGAUUUCCACCAGACUUUUAUUUUUUUUUUAACUUGGAGAUUUUCAUUCCUGGGUCGCUUUGUGACAAACUAAAGCUUGGCCUCAUGAGACCUUGUUUUUCCUGCAUGGGUUCUUGCACCAAAUUCACAAACUAGAUGUGUUCAGACUUGCCAGUUGCCGGUGUCUGCUUUUAUUCCAAGUGGUGGGGCUUCUCUUGUAAAAUCUGAACCGAGUCACCCUUUUACUGCUUGUGACCAGUGGAACUAGAAAAUAUUUUUGGAACAAGGACUGCUUUUCAAAUUGUACUUUUGUACCAAUCGCAUGUUGAGAAACAGGCAUUUUGCAUGUGUUAUUUAAAUACCUUUUAGCCAUUUUUAAUAAUAAUAAAGUAGCUCAAAGAAAUGCA